CAUGCCAGAAGCAAAAGUGAACAAUAUCACUUCCGUAAGGCAGCGAAUAAAACAGUCCUACUGCGCACUAAAUGCAGGGGCGCAUGCUCUUCCCGCCUUUUAAUGAUAUACGGAGAUUCCCGCUUCCUUUCAGACACAUUUCAACUUCAGAUGACGCCCUGGGAACGGUGAAGUUAACUUCUGACUAAACUAAGUUAUUUCGGAAAACUCAGAAACAUGUGCUCUUUGUGUUGCCCCAGCACGAGGCAGUAUUGAAUCCAGUUUAAUUAUAUAUAUAUAUAGGUUUAUUUAGUAUUGUUGUAUAGACACUUGUUGGAAAUUGAAACGCUUAAUGGAAUUUUUAAAAAAAAUAAUAAACCAAAUGUUUGUUUUUUUCGUAAGGAUUUGAAUAUCUUUUUCGAUUUUGGGAUGGAAAUUCUUAUGAGAAAGUGUUUUGGACAAUUUAUUUGUUUGUUGGUCAUUGCUGUUUUAGCUUCCAGGGCAGAUAAACUAGAUCGCCGCUCUCUAGUCUUUGUGAAUGAGCCAUCAGAACACAUAGAUUUUUAUAAUACAACUGGAGCCGUGAUUCCAUGCACUUCAAGGGGUAAUCCAGCUCCCACAAUGAGAUGGGAAACAAGAGAUGGCAAUCCUAUUAAAGACGUUCCCGGAUUGAGGCAUAUUCGUCCCGAUGGGUCUUUAGUCUUUUCUCCUUUCCAUGCCGAUCAUUACAGACAAGAUGUACAUGCAUCAGUGUACAGAUGUACUGCAUCAAAUGCAGCAGGUACUAUUGGUUCCAGAGAUGUUCAUGUAAGAGGAAUGGUCAAGCAGCCUUACAAAAUUCAAGUAUUUGAUGAAUAUACAGUGAGUGGAAACACAGCUGUGAUGAGAUGUAGUAUCCCAAGCUUCAUGAAAGACUAUGUUAUUGUUACUUCAUGGGUACGCGAUGAUUCAAGAACAAUUGUUGCAUCACCUGAUAAAGGUGGAAGAUAUAGCAUUUUCCCAACGGGCGAGCUACAUAUUAGAAAUGCAAAUAUUGAAGAUGGCUUCAAAAGUUAUCGAUGCGUCACCAGAAAUCGUCUUACUGGAGAAGUUGCUCCAAGUUCAGCAGCCGGAAAACUUUUCGUCACAGAUGCUCGGAGCAGCGUUUCACCGAGAAUAACACACAGUCAGCCCAAAAUAGAAACUGAAGUAGGCCAUACAGUAGAGCUUCCCUGCGCAGCCCAAGGGUAUCCCGUACCAAGAUAUUCGUGGUACAGACUACGCGAUGGUCCUUCACAUGUAAUAAAAAGAAUUGAUACAUCCAAUCAAAGGAUUACUGAACUCAAUGGUACGCUUUUAAUUCGAAAAGCUAAUAUUCAAGAUGGUGGUAAAUAUGUCUGCAUUGUGAACAAUACAAAUGGACAGGAGAGAGCUGAGACAGACCUUUUAAUAAGAGACAGACUUCAAGUCCGGGCACUUCCUCCAUCUCAAACUGUGGAUGUCGGUAAAACUGCAAUAUUUACGUGUAAUGUUUCCGGGCAUCCGGUACACAUUAUUAGUUGGAGAAAAGAUAUGGUUCCUGUUUUGUCAUCACGUCGAAUAUCUGUUUCCAGAGAAGAGCUGAGAAUAAGUCCUGUUGAAAGAGAAGAUCGGGGGAUGUAUCAAUGUUUUGUUUAUAAUGACAAAGAAUCUGUACAAGAUGCAGCUCAACUUGUUUUGGGAGAUGUUGCUCCUGUUUUAAAACACACAUUCGAACCAUCGACCGUGGAACCUGGGAGUCCACUUUCAUUAAAAUGUAUUGCCUCAGGGAAUCCAUUACCUCAAGUCACGUGGACUUUAGACGAUCUUCAAAUUCCAGAUCAUAUGCGGUUUUCCGUUGGAGAUUACGUCACGUCAAGAGCGGAGGUUGUUAGUUUUGUCAACAUCAGUAGUCUCCGCGUGGAAGAUGGAGGCGUAUACAGAUGCUUAGCUACAAAUGAAAUUGGAUCUUUAAGCCAUUCAGCCAAAAUAAACGUCAUUGGUCCCCCUUUUGUCCGAAUAAUGAAGGACAUUGCUGCUGUUGAAGGUGAAGUUCUCAAUGUUCGUUGCCCUGUAGCUGGUUAUCCCGUGGAAGAAGUCUAUUGGGAAAAAAAUGGGAGAAGAAUACCGUUCAAUCAUCGUCAGAGAGGUUUUAAGAAUGGAACAUUAAUUAUUCGAGAAAUUGACCGAAGAAGUGACGGAGGAGAAUACAGAUGCAUUGCAAGAAAUAGUCAAGGUCAGAAAGGUGAAAGGACGCUUAAUAUAAGAGUUUUAACUCCGCCAGUUAUCGAGCCCUUCCACAUACCUGAAGCCAUCGAAGAAGGCGCUAGGUCAAAAUUGCUGUGCUCCGUCACCAAAGGAGAUCCUCCUAUAACGAUACAAUGGUUGAAGGACGGCAAGCCACUGACACAGGAUUUAGGAGUGACAGAAACUACUUUGGAUGAAUUUUCUAAGGCCAUGUUAUUCACUCGGGUUGAAUUGAGACAUAAAGGAAAUUACACGUGCAUUGCUAGGAACCUGGCAGCAUCCGCCAGUUUCACUGCAGCAAUGGUAAUCCACGCGCCUCCCAGAUGGACAACGGAACCUCCUCACACUGAAGCAGUUCUAGGAUCAGACGUCAUACUCAACUGUGUCGCAGAUGGAUUUCCUAAACCUCAAAUACUUUGGAAGAGAGCAGAAGACACGUUGCAGAGUGACUACAACACGCUGCUAACAGAUGCCCACAUUCACACAUUAGUGAACGGUUCCCUAUCGAUUCGAAACGUUGAAAAGACCGACGAAGGAUUUUAUAUGUGCCAAGCAUCCAAUGGUAUCGGAUCUGGAAUAAGCACGGUCAUUACUUUAAACGUGCGCGUUCCGGCCCAUUUUAAGGAGGAGUUCUUAGCAGAAACUGUUAGGCGCGGUGAAAAAGUCGUUGUAAAGUGUCAAGCAUUUGGUGAUAGGCCGAUAUCAGUUACAUGGAAAAAGGACGGACAAUUGUUAGACAAGCAAGCAGAAAAAAAGUACACUAUUGAUGAAACCAUGACCGAUGAAGGGGUAACAUCAGAAGUUCAUAUUGUUUCAGCCGACAGAAGAGAUUCUUCUUUGUUUACCUGUGUAGCAGAAAACUCAUUUGGAAAAGAUGAAAUGAAUAUACAAAUCAUAGUUCAAGAAAGACCUGAUAAACCAUUUAAAGUAACGGCCCAUGAAAGUACCAGCAGAACAAUUUCGAUAUCUUGGUCCCCUCCUUACUCAGGAAAUAGCCCUAUUUUAUCAUACACCAUUCAAUAUAAACCAAGCUCAGGAUCGUGGAAAGAUGAUUCAAAAGACCUCACUGCAUCGGGAGCUGAUAGUAAAGCUUCUAUUGCCGGACUUCUUCCUGCGACAACUUAUCAUUUCCGAGUAAUGGCAGAAAAUUCGUUUGGAAAAAGUGAUUUUAGCUCUUAUGUAUCAGCGACAACUGAUCUAGAAGUGCCUGGAGGACCCCCUUUAAAUGUUCAGGCCGAUGCAGUUGGAUCACACACACUAAGAGUAACAUGGCAACCUCCAGCACUCGAAUUACAGAAUGGAAGAUUAACUGGGUAUUAUGUUGGCUACAAAGUUCAUGGUUCUUCAAAACCUUAUACCUACAAGACGCUUGAAAUUACUGAUGCCUUUCGCAGUGAAUGCUUGAUUACAAAUCUAAAGCGACUUACUACCUAUAGCGUCAUAGUUCAAGCAUUUAAUCGUCGUGGUGCGGGUCCUCCUUCAGAAGAAAUUAAAGUUAAAACAAAAGAUAAUGAUCCACCUACCAAUCCAAUCAUGAAUGAGCUGGCAACCUCACACACAUCAAUUCAAAUUGAAUGGAAGAUUAGACCUUCAACUUCAAGUCCUAUUGAAGGUUUCCGUUUAUAUUCCAAGCGAGAUUUUGGAGGUUGGCAAGAAAUACAAGUCCCUGGAAACAAACGAGAGCAUACUUUCGAAGAUUUACAAUGCGGCACCCGAUAUCAUUUUUAUAUGACUGCCUUUAAUGAAGUCGGCGAAGGUCUUCCCAGUGAUACGGUUACAGCCAAAACGCUGGGGGUAGCUCCUAUUGCCCCCAGCCAGAAUUUAUUUUUACGAACAAAUGCUACUCAUGCAUUUUUAUACUUAAACAAAUGGAAUGAUGGUGGAUGCGCUAUCACGUUUUUUGUCAUCCAGUAUAGAUUAGAAAACCAGAAAGAAUGGACUUUAGUUUCAGAUCAUGUACUCAUGCAGGCAGAACCAUUUGAACUUGAUUCUUUGAGUCCUGGAACAUGGUAUCGUCUUCAUAUUACUGCACAUAAUGAUGCUGGCUCAACUCAGGCUGAAUAUUCUUUCAGCACAAGCAUAAUGAAUGAUGCUGUUGACUUGAUUACACCAAUCAUCAGACGCCCUGCACCUUUUUACACGAACCUGGCUAUUAUUGCUCCUGUAGUUGUUACUAUUAUGAUUUUAAUAUCUGUACUCAUUGUUGUUUGUGCUCUCAGUAAACGUAGAAGGAAUGGAGAUAGACAGUAUGAAGAUGCUCAGAGUGUGAGAAAAGAGAUAAAUCCUGAAGCAGUACAGAUGUCAGAAUAUGAGGUAAAGCAAGAUGGAACAUAUGUACAAGCAAAGGAUUCGUCAUUAUAUUUUCCAUCUCCAUAUGCAACAAGCAGAGUGCCAGUAUUCUCUUUAGAUGAAAGAAGUUCGGGAGAAAGUAGUACAGAUGGCCGAUCCACAUUACGGGAUAUGGAAAGGCCAUACGAUGUUCCAUUCGCAGUAAAACAAUCAAGCAAUACAAAGCAUAUAAAAGGAGGGAAGUCCUUAACUCAAUCAGAAGUGGAGCAUAUGUACAGCUUUCCAAAUCGGCCAUCAAGUGGACAUCAUCAAACAACAGGAUCUCAUCGAAAAGAAUCUAUGUCUGGUCGACGUUGGUCUGCUGAUGUUGAUGAUGACUACAUACCAGACAACAAUGAUUCCAGACCUAGAUCAACUGCCAUUUCUUCCAGCAGAUGGCACUGCGGUACCAAACAAGGUGGUCCCUAUGAUAAAACAUGUCGGGAUGGGUAUGAGGAUGAGGAGUGGGGAAGCCCCUUUCAUUUAUCCGGAACACGUGACGUAGGGGAAAGUAGUGAUGCAGAAUGUGACAGGGACCAGAUUUUAUACGUCCAUACUGACACAGGUUCCUUUUUAAGUGCUAAAUUGCCGUACCAUAUCGCCUUGGGAAAACAAGUCAUAUUUCCAUCAAGGGCUCAUAUUGAAGCUUAAACUGUGCAUUUCAGGAAAUUAUAUACAUGAAAGAAAGUAUUUAUACGUGAAAAACGGCUUCCAGGAAGAAGAAAAAAAACGUCAUUUUAUAACAUUUGUAUAUAGCUUAGAGAAUAAGAAAUGUUUUGUCAUAAUAAAUAUUAUGUUUUUAUGUCUAUGUUGAUGAAAGAAGAUAAGUGUUUGUAAAUUUAUAAAUUUAAAUGUUGUGUUAUCAAAGGAGCUGUGAUCAAAAAAUGUUAUAAGAAUAACAGAGUUGAGUAAUUGAUUAUGAAAUAUAAUACAUUACAAUAAAAUAAAUUGCAUCCAGAUUUAUAUUCAUUAUUUUACAAGUUUAUUUCCGAUUAAUGUA
Molecule: messenger RNA, 5551 nt
Organism: Parasteatoda tepidariorum (common house spider)
Lineage: Eukaryota; Metazoa; Arthropoda; Arachnida; Araneae; Theridiidae
Product: cell adhesion molecule Dscam1
Biological process (GO): dendrite self-avoidance; axon guidance; homophilic cell-cell adhesion
Cellular component (GO): axon; plasma membrane
Molecular function (GO): cell-cell adhesion mediator activity
Source: RefSeq, a predicted model, not a curated record